CUAAUAAAUUUAAGAAUCAUGAGAAGAGGGUUUUAAUUAGUGACAUCCGGACUGUUUCGAAAUACAGUAACAGGUUAUUCAAGCCAGAUGAAACCAGCAGAAAGUUGGAGAAGCUGCAGAUGGGAGGAGCAACUCAUAUGUAAUUGGAUGAACUCAUAGUUCUGAAUAUAUAUAUGAACACCCGAUAGGAAAAUGCAGUCCAUUAUCGCACAUCAAUAUACUGAAUUUUGUGCUAUCGUAAAUUUGAGAUUUUGCAUCUACGAAGCCGUCCAGAAUGUCUGUCAGCGAUAUCUCUUUAGAAGACGCUAUCAGCUCAGGGAGUGAAUACCAAAUAGACACAGACCAAACUAGUACGACAGACUCUGCCAAAGGCAACCAGAAAUCCGGUCACCAAUCACGUCCGCGAGCGACAAGAAUGAAAAUCAGACAACAGCGAGCAGCGGUGCCGUUCACGUCUACUCCUACGGCAACGGCCUGUGCAAAUGCAGCAGCUUCAUUCCUGUUAUCAGACUGCGAAACUGAAGACGAUCAUCAGUUUAACCUUGACAAGAGAUGCUUUUCAGAGAAGCAACACACGGAAGAUAUUCUACAGAUAAUGGAACGGAGGAUGAAGCUGAUGGAGGACAAAAUGUGGAUUGCUAUUGGUGCCCUGAGACGAGAUGUCGCAAUGAGAGAUCGACAGAUAUGCAAAAAACAACUGGAGAGACUGCAGAGAGGAAGGGAUAGUCAAGAACCAGUGACUGGAAACAAACAGAAAGCAACUAACCAUGCAAAGGCAACUGUGAGGCAGGCACUUCAGAAUGCAGAGACUGCUGGAGGGAUGGCUCUAAAUCCACAAUACAAGUUGGAAGCAGAGCAGAACAAGGAAGUUGUGGACUAUGCUUGGAACUUUUCUAAGACAGCACUCCCUGCUAUUCCGCGCCCUGAAUUUCAAGUUGCUAUGAAAAGAUGUCUACAGACAAAGAAGGAAAGGGCCUCAAGACAGAAAUGUGGCAGCCGAACAAAGCGGAAUGAUGACAUGAGAAAAUACUCCAGAAAAUCUACAAAGAGUCGUAACAGAGUGAAGGGUAUUCGAAAAGCUGACCUCCCCAGCCACAAAAAGACCAAGUAUGAAGAGGCUUUGAAGAAUGUUCAACUCAUGUCAUCGGAAGAAAGUGAUAUUGACGACGGUGGCUUCAGAUAUUUUAUUGUGCGACCGAAGGUCGAGUCACGAGAACUGAUGUCAGCAAAGAGGCUUUGCUGA
Haliotis rubra (blacklip abalone) is the source of this 1243-nucleotide messenger RNA. RefSeq lists its product as uncharacterized. The transcript has 11 exons. Bases 275 to 1243 code for a protein of 322 amino acids. Lineage: Eukaryota; Metazoa; Mollusca; Gastropoda; Lepetellida; Haliotidae. The record is from RefSeq and is a predicted model, not a curated record.